Theileria equi strain WA is the source of this 776-nucleotide messenger RNA. RefSeq names its product ubiquitin family member protein. The record is from RefSeq and is a predicted model, not a curated record. Gene Ontology annotation, molecular function: protein tag activity; ubiquitin protein ligase binding. NCBI's taxonomy places the organism in Eukaryota, Apicomplexa, Aconoidasida, Piroplasmida, Theileriidae. Gene Ontology annotation, cellular component: cytoplasm; nucleus. The transcript has a single exon. Gene Ontology annotation, biological process: protein ubiquitination; modification-dependent protein catabolic process. Bases 287 to 754 code for a protein of 155 amino acids.
ACAAGUUAUCGUUAUCGAUGCAUUAGAUUUAGGAAAAAUUUCUAAGCCGACUCGCAAAACUUUACGUGAAAUAUCAGUCACAUAGAUACAUUUCUGUUGCCAGCGACUUGUAUUUUUAGUUUUACUUGAGACACCCUAAAAAGCUGCCGGUUUUGCUUGUAUGUGUCGUGUAAUUUAUCAUAUUUGUGCUUGCAAUAUCUAAAAUACCAAGUCCACUACAUCAUCUCCGUGUUAGGAAUUUUCAUACACGGCGUUCCUCUCGUAUAAUCUCGUCACGAUAUAAAGUAUGCAGAUUUUCGUAAAGACUCUUACUGGAAAGACCAUUACUCUCGAGGUCGAGCCCAGUGACACUAUCGAGAAUGUAAAGGCAAAGAUUCAAGAUAAGGAAGGCAUUCCUCCAGAUCAGCAAAGGUUGAUUUUCGCCGGAAAACAGCUAGAAGACGGCCGCACUCUCUCAGACUACAACAUUCAGAAGGAGAGCACUCUUCACUUGGUUCUUAGAUUGCGUGGUGGCAUGCAGAUUUUCGUAAAGACUCUUACUGGAAAGACCAUUACCCUGGAAGUUGAACCAAGCGAUACAAUUGAGAAUGUAAAGGCAAAGAUUCAAGAUAAGGAGGGUAUUCCCCCAGACCAGCAGAGAUUGAUUUUUGCUGGUAAGCAAUUGGAGGAUGGACGUACACUUUCUGACUACAACAUUCAGAAGGAGAGUACUCUCCAUCUUGUCCUUAGAUUGCGCGGUGGUUGUAUGUAUUGAAGAUUGUUGUAACUAUAUUUUU